Molecule: messenger RNA, 2058 nt
Organism: Peromyscus leucopus (white-footed mouse)
Lineage: Eukaryota; Metazoa; Chordata; Mammalia; Rodentia; Cricetidae
Gene: Ptx3
Product: pentraxin 3
Exons: 3
Coding region: 312-1457 (381 amino acids)
Biological process (GO): innate immune response
Molecular function (GO): complement component C1q complex binding
Source: RefSeq, a predicted model, not a curated record
UCCCCCCCUCUUUCCCCCCUGACCCUCCUCUAAUUAAUCUGCCUGCAGUGUGGACCUUGGUGGUUUAACAUUGUGCAACCUCUCCGGCUCCCCUGCCUUCCCACCCAGCCCCCUCCCCCAAAUCCAGGGGAACUCCCUCGCGCUGUGCCACCGGCAUUACUCAUUCAUCCCAGUUCAGGCUUUGGAGCCUUUAUUAAGGGCUUCGCUCCUGCCUCACUCUAUCUCUCCCGGGCUCAAACUCGGUUCACUGGAGAGUCUGGCUUUCUCCCCUACGGCAGCUGCGGAGCAAACUUGGGAGACUCUCUCCAGCAAUGCAUCUUCCUGCGGUUCUGCUUUGUGCUUUCUGGUCUGCAGCGUUGGCUGAGACCUCGGAUGACUAUGAGCUCAUGUAUGUGCAUUUGGACAACGAAAUAGACAACGGACUUCAUCCCACCGAGGACCCCACGCCGUGCGACUGCCGCGGAGAGCACUCGGAGUGGGACAAGCUGUUCAUCAUGCUGGAGAACUCGCAGAUGCGGGAGGGCAUGCUGCUGCAGGCCACCGACGACGUCCUCCGCGGCGAGCUGCAGCGGCUGCGGGUCGAGCUGGGCCGGCUGGCAGGCGGCAUGGCGAGGCCAUGUGCUGCCGGGGGCCCCGCGGACGCCAGGCUGGCGCGGGCCCUGGAGCCGCUGCUGCAGGAGAGCCGCGAUGCGAGCCGCAGGCUGGCGCGCCUGGAGGACGCGGAGACGCGGCGGUCCGAGGCGACCGUGCCUGGCCUGGGCGCGGUGCUGGAGGAACUGCAGCGGACGCGGGCCGACCUGAGCGUGGUGCAGAGCUGGGCCGCCCGCCGCUGGCUGCCAGCAGGUUGCGAAACAGCAAUUUUAUUCCCGAUGCGGUCUAAGAAGAUUUUUGGAAGUGUACAUCCUGUGAGACCAAUGAAGCUUGAAUCUUUCACUACUUGCAUCUGGGUUAAAGCCACAGAUGUAUUAAACAAAACCAUCCUGUUUUCUUACGGCACAAAGUGGAACCCCUAUGAGAUCCAGCUGUACCUCAGCUCCCAGUCCCUAGUGUUUGUGGUGGGUGGAAAGGAGAAUAAGCUGGUUGCAGACACCGUGGUUCCCCUGGGAAGGUGGACCCACCUCUGUGGUACCUGGAGUUCAGAGCAGGGGAGCAUGUCCUUAUGGGUAAAUGGGGAGUUGGUGGCUACCACUUUGGAGAUGUCCACAAGUCACUCUGUUCCUGAGGGUGGACUCCUACAGAUUGGUCAAGAAAAGAAUGGUUGCUGUGUAGGUGGGGGAUUUGAUGAAACCUUAGCAUUUUCUGGAAGAAUCACAGGCUUCAAUAUCUGGGAUCGUGUUCUCAGCGAGGAGGAGAUAAAGGAGAGUGGAGGAGUUGAGUCUUGCCACAUCAGGGGAAAUGUCGUCGGGUGGGGCGUUACAGAAAUUCAGCCACAUGGAGGAGCUCAGUAUGUUUCUUAAGUGUUGUGAAACUCUACUUGAAGCCAAAGGAGACUCAUGCUUUAAAUAUAUGCCAGUUGAGAAAGUCUAAAAACUUCGGUGCAUAAUAAGACCACUUGAGACUAAUGAAGGCGAGGCUUGAGAUCGUCUUUAUUUAUAUUGGCAAAAUACUGAAUAAACAGUUGAGGGGAAGGCAAAGGAGAAGGCUUGGGACAUUGUUGCUAAGCCUUCUGCCUGUGGUGCUUUUGGGUUAAUGUCUGCCUCUGUCAGAUGAACCCUCAGAUAACUAAGCAGGACUGGACUCUGAACAGAAGGACAAUUGUGCUACUUUUCUUUGGUUAAUUUUAUUUUGGCCAGAGACAUUUUUUAUACUGGAAGAAUAACAAAACAAGCUCUGUUGCCCAUUGUUCAUUCUUCAUGGUGUACCUUGUGACAAAAGGGAUAACGAGAAAAACAUAUUUAUACCACAGAGUGACUUAUUAACAAACAUAAAUGUAGCUUACGUGUUAUAAUCCAGUGUUCCACUUGGGAGAGAUAGUUGUGUAACUUAUAUUGUGAAAUGGGUUUGUAUUAAUUUUAUUUUUGUAAAACUCUACUGUAAAUAAAAUGUUUUAUAAAGCUA